CUCUUCACUCCGGCCAUGGCUGCGGCGGCGAUGGUCGUUGCAUGCUGUCUCGCGGCGUGCCCGAGCUUGGCGAGCGCCGGCGGCGGCUUCUACGAGAACUUCGAGGUGGUGUGGGGCGACGACCCUCACCCUGAGCGGCGCGUCAAUGUCAUCGACGACGGGCGGGUGGUGUCGCUCACCCUCAACAACGUGUCCGGGUCCGGGUUCCAGUCCAGGGACGCCUUCCUCUUCGGCGAGUUCACCAUGGCCAUGAAGCUCGUGCCCGGCGACUCCGCCGGCACCGUCACCACCUUCUACCUGACGUCCAAGGACCCGACGGCGGCGGGGGACGGGCACGACGAGAUCGACUUCGAGUUCCUGGGCAACGUCAGCGGCGAGCCGUACUUGCUGCAGACCAACGUGUUCGCGCAGGGCGUGGGCAACAGGGAGCAGCGCUCAUACCUCUGGUUCGACCCCACGCAGGACUUCCACAACUACACCAUCCUCUGGAACCCUCUCAACAUCAUCUUCUCGGUGGACGGCACGCCGGUGCGAGUCUUCAGCAACCACGAGUCGCUGGGCCUGCCGUACCUGAGCCGGCAGGCGAUGAAGGUGCACGCGACCAUCUGGGACGGCAGCGCCUGGGCCACGCGCGGCGGCCGGGACAAGACCGACUGGUCGCACGCGCCCUUCGUCGCCUCCUACCGGACCUACGGCACCGCCAGCGCCUGCGUCUCCUCCUCGCCGGCGAGCGACAACGGUGGCGCGCCUACCUUCUGCUGCCCGACCAACGCUGUGUCGGGACACGACGGCGGGUGGAUGACACGGCGGCUGGGGCCGGACGGCGAGCGCGCGAUGGCGUCGGCACGGGACAAGUACAUGGUCAUGGACUACUGCGAGGACCCCUGGAACAUGGGCCGCCCCGCCGAGUGCGACAUCGACCAGCUCGGCUCCGGCGGCCGUGCUAGCACAUAAGACGUGUACCAGACAGGCGUAGGGUGUUUGUGUUCGUGCCCAGUCUUGCCACUGAGACGUGACGUAUACCGUAUAUAGAUAGAUGUACGGCCGGGGAAUUUCGAAGGAGUUUCUGUAGCGAAUCAUCGAUAAGAAUGGUUCAGGAAACCUGUCCCCGUUGUAACUUUCCACCCAGUGAUUCGCGUACAGAAGCUAAUUAAGAUGGUGCCAAUCUUGUUUUUUCAAAAA
Messenger RNA from Lolium perenne, 1182 nucleotides. RefSeq names its product xyloglucan endotransglucosylase protein 7. Gene Ontology annotation, cellular component: cell wall; apoplast. The record is from RefSeq and is a predicted model, not a curated record. Gene Ontology annotation, biological process: cell wall biogenesis; xyloglucan metabolic process. Gene Ontology annotation, molecular function: xyloglucan:xyloglucosyl transferase activity; hydrolase activity, hydrolyzing O-glycosyl compounds. NCBI's taxonomy places the organism in Eukaryota, Viridiplantae, Streptophyta, Magnoliopsida, Poales, Poaceae.